Molecule: messenger RNA, 2004 nt
Organism: Platichthys flesus (European flounder)
Lineage: Eukaryota; Metazoa; Chordata; Actinopteri; Pleuronectiformes; Pleuronectidae
Product: ubiquitin-conjugating enzyme E2 D2-like
Exons: 8
Coding region: 453-899 (148 amino acids)
Biological process (GO): protein polyubiquitination; ubiquitin-dependent protein catabolic process
Cellular component (GO): nucleus
Molecular function (GO): ubiquitin conjugating enzyme activity
Source: RefSeq, a predicted model, not a curated record
UCAUACACCCGCUCCGCCGCUAGUGGGCUACAACCGGAGCUACCGACAGACAGCAGCGGAACAGGAGCUUUAUCGCCCGGGUUACUUCACCCGGCUCACGCGCUUCCUCAGCCUCCAGAGAGGAGACCACGGAUCAUCCCGAGUGAAACACCAGCACCAGGCGCUCGACCCAGCGGGGAAACGCGAGGACUUUACACCGCAUCUCCCGGCGGAUCAGACCGCCAGCUAGCUUUGUUACCACCGCGCAUACGUAGUGUUAGCUCGCCCGUUAGCCAGCUCCGCUAGCCCCCCGAGAAGAAGAAGAAGAAGAAGAAGAAGGCCGCGGAGUUGACCUCGCGUCCGCCUGUUAAACACCCGGCAGCGGCUCAUCCUGGCACAUCGGGGUCGCCCGCAUCGCCCCUCGGACCGGAACCCCCCUCCUCAGAUCGAAGCGCACACACCACCGACAGACGAUGGCCCUGAAACGGAUCCACAAGGAGCUCAAUGACCUGGCUCGUGACCCCCCAGCACAGUGCUCGGCCGGCCCAGUGGGCGAUGACAUGUUUCACUGGCAAGCCACGAUCAUGGGACCUAUUGACAGUCCAUAUCAGGGUGGAGUUUUCUUCCUGACAAUUCAUUUCCCCACAGACUACCCCUUCAAACCCCCCAAGGUUGCAUUUACAACAAGAAUUUACCACCCAAAUAUUAACAGUAACGGCAGUAUCUGUCUGGAUAUUCUCAGAUCACAGUGGUCUCCUGCACUUACUAUUUCUAAAGUUCUUCUCUCCAUUUGCUCACUCCUAUGUGACCCAAACCCUGACGACCCACUAGUGCCAGAGAUCGCACGGAUCUACAAAACAGAUAGUCAGAAGUACAAUAAAUUAGCUCAGGAGUGGACGGCGAAGUAUGCCAUGCUUUAGGAUACACCAGAAUGGCAAAAGAAUGGACAACCAAAUACGCAAUGUGAUGGCAUCGUCCGGGAAGCUGGUGGAAAAAUGUGGUCGCUGAUUCAAACUUAAAAUUCCAGGAUUCUGUUUCUUCUUUUUCACUUUUUGUUAAUCAGAGCAUUUUACCCUCCUUUCCGUUCCUCCCCCCCCCACCCCCCACCCCACCUGAGUGCUCAUAAGAAGAUAGUGUUUUCUCUCUAGGACACAUGCCAGUUUCUGUGAGGUUUCAAUUCCCAUUUUGUACGGAUUUAAAAAAAAGAAAAGAAAAAACAAUCACCAUGGUUCUGAACACUCAGCUUGAGCAUGCACCAGUACGAGUUUUUCAACCCAGAUUUGGUGAUGUUAGUCAUUCACUCUGCACAUACACGUAGUAGAAUCUGAUGCAACUGGUCCCCUGAUGCUGAACCAGCUCAGCCCCAUGACGACCAACGGGGGGGGACCGGCUGGAUCCUGCGAGGUCGAUGUUUCCUUUGAGGUCAGCUGAGCUCCUCCGCGUUUCUACAGAAGCUGUUACGUAUAAAAAUGUAUGCGUUUCAAGUUUUCUGAUAGGCAAAAAAAACAAUCUGCCAUUCUGUGAAAGUGAUCCAAUCUGAAAACGGGGAAUGCCUUCUCUCUGAAAGACGAGUGAAACCGGUCGGUGGGACGUCAGUGUGUUCUUCUGAUCAUUAGCAUAGGGAUUUAUUACCUGAGGAAAGAAGUGUAUCUUAUUCCACUACCAGUGUGUGUACAGAGAAGCACAGCAUUAUAUAUCAAUGUUAAGGAAACAAAAAUAUAAGAACUUCAAUGUUGUAUUUUAUGCAUGUUAAUAAAGGUAGGCUAUUAUAUCUGAUGUUUCUGCAAAUUAAGUGGAUUGUAAGGCUGAACAGUUGGAAAAAAAUUUGGUUCCCCUCAAAGGCUUUCUAUUUCUUUUUUGUUAUUUAGAAGCCAGUAGAUGAGCAAUUAGUUUUUAAUGCCCACUUGAACACUGUCUUCUUGUAGCCCGAAAAUAUUGACGCAAAGCUGAUGGUUGAUAAUCAACUUGUGGCUCUAUUUCUUUUUAGUUUUCCCUUCAAUAAAGUUACUUAAACCAUAAAGAGAA